AUGGAUGAAUUAGUCAAACAUCGCUCUUACAGCUGCUACAAAUGUCGAAGACAUGUCUCAUUUCACGAUGAUAUCAUCUCUACCAACUUCCAGUCAAAGAAAGGCAAGGCUUUCCUUUUUGCUCAUGUGAGAAAUGUUGUUGUUGGAACCAAUGAAGAAAAACGUCUCACAACUGGUCUUCACACAAUUGCUGACAUUUACUGUGUGGAUUGCAACGAGGUAUUGGGUUGGAAGUAUGAAAAAGCUGUUGAGCCAUCGCAGAAGUACAAGGAAGGGAAAUUCGUACUCGAGCUAUGCAAAAUUGUUAAAGACAAUUGGUAA
This is a messenger RNA of Solanum tuberosum (potato), 321 nucleotides long. Its product is annotated as protein yippee-like At4g27745. Bases 1 to 321 code for a protein of 106 amino acids. NCBI's taxonomy places the organism in Eukaryota, Viridiplantae, Streptophyta, Magnoliopsida, Solanales, Solanaceae. The transcript has 2 exons. The record is from RefSeq and is a predicted model, not a curated record.